UCUCGAGCGCGCCGCUCUCAGUCUGAGUCUCUCUUCUCACCCUCUUGCCUCUCUGUUUCUUUGUUGCUAACUCUUUUUUCUGUGUCAACUGAAACCAUUUGUUUCUCAUAGUCAUAGCACAGACCCCAUACCAAAACACCAACCUUGUGAGUAUUGUAUUUACAGAUGCCUUCUUCAAAGGGAAAGAAGCAUUCAAAGACACAAUCAAGGUUGUCGAAUUCUGACAACUUUUCUUCACCUGUGUCACUUGAUUUUGAAGCUACUGAAGAGAUUCUUGCAAGCUCUCUUGAACUAGCUUCGGUUAAAUACCCAUCUCUGAUUGGGAACUCUGCUUUCAUUGGCCGAGUCACUGAUGUUCAGGAUGACCCCAAAAGCUGUAAAAUUUGGCUUUCAGAGCCUUCCAUGGUUGCCUCUUCCUUCACUCCUGGAUCCAUUGUGUCGGUGUCUCUUCCUCGUUUGAAGAGUAGAUUUUCAGAUGGAUUUCCUCUCAGCUCAUUAGCAGAUGAAUGUGCUAGACGUUUUGGGGUUGAUUCUUGUGGGCAGUUAACUAAUGACGCAGGGAACUACUUUGCUCUUGCAACUAUUUUUCCGUCUUCUAAGGUUAUAAAGAAUGGAGUGCGAUUGUCUUCACAUCUUUCCAAUACAAUGGGUUGUCCUCCAUCAGGCAGGGUCAUAUUCAUCCACUCUGUACAAAAUCAAUCCCAAGCUGGUCUUGUAUGUGAUACAAGAAAAGCACGUAGCACUAAAGUUAAUUGCCUCUCAGUAUACGACUGCAAGGAGUUAGUUUUGGAGCUUCUUCAUUCUAACAAUAGAUUAAUUAUGAACAAUACCUCUACCAAUUUUUCUUAUCAAAAAUCUUACUGUCAUUCUGAAAAUGGAAUGCUUGCAUCCCCUAAGACACCAUUGAAUCAAUCAAAGCUUAGUGUUUCUGAUACCAGUCCAGUAACUUCACCACGGCGUGGGGAGUCAGUAGGAAAUGUAACCAUUCCCAAUGAGUCAUCUGUUGAUUCUUUUGAUAUUGAAGAGGUUUUAGGGGAUGACAGUACAAAAAGACUUCUGCAGACAUGUGCUACAACAUGGUUGUAUUCUCGCUGUCUACUUAUUGGAAAUUUUGUGACCAUCCCAAUGCUUUCACAGCUUUGUUUACUCCGAGUGAUUGGUGCUAAAACUUUGUCAAAGAAUAAUGCUAAUCAUGAUUUGCUAAAUGAGGCUUCUGAACUAGUGGGUGGUGAAAAUGAUGCUUUUCUAGUGAAGCGAGAAUCGAAAGUAUGUUUUCAUUUGUCAUCAAACCCAGCAUCUGAAACUCUGCAGAGAAGCAAUCUGUCUAGUGUGGAAUGUAAUGAUUCUAUAGCUGAUACAGGAGAUAAUAUUUCAAGAUUGGCCGGUCUUUCUAAAGAAUAUGAAAUUUUGAAGGACAUCAUAAUUUCAUCCUCUAUGGACAUUUUACCAAGUUUUGGUUUAAAACCUACAAAGGGAGUGCUUCUUCAUGGUCCUCCUGGUACGGGAAAGACUUCGUUGGCUCGAUUAUGUACCCGUGAUUCUGGCGUCAAUUUUUUCUCUGUCAAUGGACCUGAAGUUGUGAGCCAAUACCAUGGAGAAAGUGAGCAAGCUUUGCAUGAAGUUUUUGAUUCAGCUAGCCAAGCUGCGCCUUCUGUGUUAUUCAUUGAUGAGCUUGAUGCUAUUGCACCUGCAAGGAAAGAUGGAGGUGAAGCGCUAUCUGAAAGAAUAGUUAGUACACUGUCGAAGUUGAUAGAUGGGGACGGGGUUAAUAGAAAUGGAGUACUUGUAAUAUGUGCUACCAACAGGCUUGAUAGCAUUGAUCCUGCACUCAGACGAACUGGAAGACUUGACAAGGAAAUUGAAAUAGGUGUGCCAUCUCCCAACCAACGUUUGGAGAUACUUAAUGUUCUUGUCAGUGCCAUGGAGCACUCUCUUUCAGAUGAACAAGUCCAACAUCUUGCCAUUGCUACACAUGGUUUCGUAGGAGCUGAUCUAGCUGCCCUUUGUAACGAGGCAGGCUUCAAUUGUCUUAAGCGUUAUGUCAAAUAUAAAUACUCUCAUGAUUAUUUGCACCAAACAUCUAUUUCUCAUGAAGGUAUUUCUAAUGGUCUAAUACUAUCUGUUUGCUCAAAAUACAACACACGUAUCAAGGGGGAUUUCUCAGAUUCCACAUCUUCAUCUAUCUCACAUUUGGAUUUGGAUUUUUCUUCAGAGAUAUCUGUGCAUGUGAAGGGAACAAAUGCAAAUGGUGAUAAUUUCCUGAAUGGCAUAGAAGAAGAAUGUGUCUUACAAGUGGCUUUUGAAGAUUUUGAAAAGGCCAGGAUGAGAGUGGGGCCCAGUGCCAUGCGAGAGGUAAAACUUGAGAUUCCGAAGGUUAAUUGGGAAGAUGUUGGUGGUCAAAGGGAGGUCAAAAAUCAGUUAAUGGAAGCUGUAAUAUGGCCUCAAAAACACCAGGAUGCAUUCAAACAGAUAGGGAUUCGACCCCCAACAGGGGUUCUGAUGUUUGGUCCUCCUGGAUGCAGCAAAACUCUCAUGGCUCGUGCUGUAGCUUCUGAAGCACGGCUGAAUUUCCUUGCUGUGAAGGGUCCAGAACUUUUUAGCAAAUGGGUUGGUGAAUCUGAGAAGGCUGUGAAAUCCCUGUUUGCAAAGGCAAGGGCUAAUGCCCCAGCAAUCAUAUUCUUUGAUGAAAUUGACAGUCUUGCUGCUAUUCGUGGGAAGGAAAGUGAUGGAGUUUCAGUUUCAGAUAGGGUUAUGAGUGAGCUGCUUGUUGAAUUGGAUGGUUUGCAUGCAAGAGUUGAUGUCACUGUGAUUGCUGCUACAAAUAGGCCAGACAAGAUCGAUGGUGCCCUUCUAAGACCAGGACGCUUUGACCGGCUGCUAUAUGUGGGACCUCCAAAUGAGCCCGAUCGGGAAGAGAUAUUUCGUAUUCAUCUACGCAAGAUUCCGUGCUGUUCUGAUGUCAACAUAUAUGAACUUGCUCAUCUUUCAGAAGGCUGCACUGGCGCUGAUAUAUCGUUAAUUUGCAAAGAAGCAGCUGUUGCAGCUUUGGAGGAGAGCCUUGAUGCCUCAGAAGUAAAGAUGCAACAUUUAAAGACUGCAAUUGAACAAGUGAAGCCGACAGAAACUCAGCUUUAUCAAGAGCUAUCAGAAAAAUUUCAGAGACUUGUUAAGUCUAGCACAAACGAGAACUAAGCUAUCUGGAGUUCUCGAGUGGAUUUCCAUAAUGGGUAUAAAAGCUAUGAGAGUUGUUUAUGCCUUUUGUCUCUCAGGGGAGGGUGAAGCCUUGGAGAUUCCUCUUCCUCCUCAGGUUCAGUACCAGAACCACAUUGGAAAAAUACAUUUAGCCCUAGGCUAGAUACAUGCAAAUAAUUAUAUGAUUUUGUGGAAGCUUGAAGU
Molecule: messenger RNA, 3396 nt
Organism: Prunus mume (Japanese apricot)
Lineage: Eukaryota; Viridiplantae; Streptophyta; Magnoliopsida; Rosales; Rosaceae
Product: calmodulin-interacting protein 111-like
Cellular component (GO): chloroplast; cytoplasm
Molecular function (GO): ATP binding; ATP hydrolysis activity
Source: RefSeq, a predicted model, not a curated record